AUGUCGAUACGUCGGUCAACGAGGAUUCAAGAAAAAUCGUAUCACGAUGAUGAAGAAUGUGAAGAGGGUGCUUCCCCUACCGCGGUUGUAGCCGAUGAAGCAACCUACUUAUCAGAAGACGAAGAAGGCGAAGAAGACGAGUCAAUAGAAUUGGGUGAAGAUGAUGAAGAUUACGAAGAGAGUCUUGUGGGUAGCGGGAAACGAAAGCGUGCCAAUAAGCCAACAUCAAGCAAAAAGUUGCGCGUUAAGGAAAGCAGGCUGCCAACGGGAGCUCAUCGGGCGUCUAAGCAGGCCAGAGAAAAGUAUAUUGGGCUUUUACAGGAUUUCAAACCCUGUUUUUUAUUUGACGUUAUCGCAAACUCCGGCGACGUCUCCAUAGAAGAGGUUGCCAACAACUGGCUUGACAAAUAUGCUGAAAACCGGGAUGCAGCUGUGCAGGAAUUUGUGAACUUGCUUUUAGGUUGUUGCGGAGCUCUCUUAAAAGUAGAAGAGCACGAUGUGGCAAACAAUGAGUCCUGCAGUGAUACAAUGGAUGAGGUGCGGUUGCAAUUUCAAAAACAAGAGAUUCACGAAUUUUAUCUGCUAGAAAGCAAAAAUCAUCCCAAAAAAGCUCGCUACGAGUUUCUUUGUGAAAACUUCAUGUCACUUACUUCGAAUCUUAUGACAAUCGCUAACGAGCGCGGGAUGCUCUACGAUGAAUCCACCGAGGGUGAAAAUGCUCAAAAAAGUGUCUUGAUCAUGGAUAUUCUAACAUGGCUUUCAGCAAUGUCUGUCUCUAAAAUCAGGUGCUUGAGAUACGUGGCUAUACUUGCCUUGUACUCGGCUCAGGACGCCCUUACCGCCCUCAUCGUGGACUUGGAAAAUAACUAUUUGGUGAACCUUCGCAGGCAGCUGGGUAUGGAGGAAAAGAAGAAAAGAAGUAAUCAGAAAACCAUGGAAAGACUUAAAAGAAGCAUAACAGAACUUCAAGACUCCAAGACAGUGAUGGAAGCUUUAGUUGACGACUUGAUUAAGCUUUCAUUCAUGCAUAGAUUUAAAGACGUUGACGAGCUCAUUAGGGCGGAGUCAAUGAUUCAUCUUGCUAAAUGGUUAGAAAAUUAUCCCGAGUUUUUCUUCAAGGUGAGCUAUCUCAAGUAUUUUGGCUGGCUAUUGUCUGAUUCUUCAUCUAACGUAAGAUCAAAUGUUCUCAAAAUGUUGUUACAAAUUGUCAAAUUUAGCAAUAAGCGGAGUCGAAAUACAGUCGGAAAUACAGCCCUGCGUCAAUUUUUCGAAAGGUUUAAAGAGCGUCUUUUGGAUAUAGCGGAGAGAGACGUGGAGUAUCAAGUUCGUCUAUUAGCAGUUCAACUACUUUCUCACUUCAACGCUUUUGGAUAUCUUGAGGACGAAGAAGUUCUGCAAAUUUCCAGUCUACUGUUUGAGGAAGAGAAGAGAAACGUCUCCUCUUCAGCCAAAAACGUCAAAUUUCUCAACGGCGUCGCGAAGUUUUUCUCCAAUGUUGAAGAAGAGAGAUGUGAAAGAUUCAAAGAACAAAGCUCGCUGGUGCCUAAUAGCCAGCUUGAUAUCGAAAAGGUGGUAGAAGUGGGUAUUUUUAUUCAGUUUUUGAUAACGUCAUUAACCAUACACCUUACUUCGCUUAAGGAAGAGGCUAGCCCCGAUCAACAGACAGAGUACCUUUUCCAGGCAAGUGAAUUUUUGCAACCUCAUUUCGGCCACUUAAUGGAGCCCCUGUGUGACCUUCUCACAUUCGAUGAUACCUUUCAGUCUCUGCAUUUGGAACAAGAGAAACAAAGCAUGCUGCUUUUGCCAGAUUCGGAAGACAACAUUGCAAAAUAUGUCGUGGUCCUCAAUGGCCUAUGUCACGGUGGUGUGAAUGCCAGCAAGUCGGCCAAUAAGGCCCAAGCUGUAUCUUCAAUUUUACCAAAAUUGCAAGGGCUGUUUGCGAAACUUCCCCUGUAUUCGGAAGUUAUACUUUCGCAACUAUUGCGCCUGUUUGAACUCUUUGACUUCGAAGACUGGGCCGAGGUAAAUCAGGAAAAGUCAUUUUCCAAGAUCGCCGCAACCGUCGUCAGGUGUUUUUCUAAAGCCGAGAUAUCUAACGCACCAGAGGAUACCACCUGGCAAAUAUACUCGAAAGUUUUAGACUUUUGCAACAAAGUGAAUGUACCGUCUGUCAACGAGCUUUGGAAAUCAGAAGCCGCUAACGUGAAAGUGCUACUACAGACUUACCUCGAAAAGAAUCUGGACGAUUUAGACGUCAACAGUGCAAAUGAAAAGAUUGUCGUUCUUUACAGUCUUUACAUCAACAAAUUGGUUUUGAUGAGUAAAGUGUACCCGCUAGAGUGUGGUCAUGGAUUUUUAGAACUUUUUUUUAACAAGUUCAUCAAUCGAUUGCCCGAAAUGUUAGCAAAUUUGACCACUACAACAACCGAAAUCGUUGAUUUUAGGCUUAUGACACUAAUUGUCGUAUGGGCACUACAAGCCUGGUUCGAAGUGUUUGAUCGCGAAAAUGGUCCCGUUACGGUGUCGCGAACAACUUUGGACAUGGUCAAAUUUAUCGCAGAGCAGAUAUCUGCUGUCCUGAUUGCACUGCGUGCUAAUGAUGGCGAAAGCUCGCUGCAGCGGUAUCAACUUGAGAAUCACAUGUGCGAGACUCUAGCAGACAUCUUGACUGCCUUCAAGAUGUUCGAAAUCAAAGUAUCAGAUAAACAACCUGAAUGGGGGCUGACCAUAAAAUCCUUUUAUCAGCUUUUGAUUGACUCAGACGUGGAAAACGCUUUUAACGAUGUCUUUCUCUAUUUAGAGAGUCUUGCCGCGCAGCAACAGGAAGUAUCUCUUGAUCAUUUUGAAAGAGAAGAUGUUGAACUGAACGAUAUUAGAGACACAAGCAUACCCGAUCCCUUCCGCCAACUCUGCAUUUUCGUCGUAAAACUAAAGAGUCUUGCAAAAUUGGGGUACAUGAACGAAACCGGCCACGUUAUGAAAAGACUACAUCUUAACAAGCAGCUGUUCGGUGACGUUUACCUUGAGCUUGUCGACGACACUGGCUUCGAAACCAGAGAACAACGACCACUACCGCCUAAAGGAAAUGGUACGCCGCGACAUGAAACAAGUGGAGAACUUGAACCCAUCGAAGAAUACUCCGGAGAAGACGAAGAUAUCGCACUCGAAUUGCCCCCUUUUGAGCCAACAAACCGGGCCGCUAAUGAAAGCUUUAGUUCCGAGAUUUAA
Messenger RNA from Lachancea mirantina, 3228 nucleotides. NCBI's taxonomy places the organism in Eukaryota, Fungi, Ascomycota, Saccharomycetes, Saccharomycetales, Saccharomycetaceae. The record is from the annotation of a GenBank genome assembly.